AUCAAAGGACAGCUUCCAGCUUGUUUGAUUACCUUCGUGAUCACCGUCGAUUGCUGUUGAGACUUCAUUCUUGCUUCUCCUCCAUCUGGCACCUUCUUGCGCCAAAAACACUAUCACUGGGUCGCUCCUUCCGUUUCUGCCAACUCACUAUGGCCCCUUCCCUCCGCGGCGCCCACCGAGUCAGCAAACGACAAACACCACUUGAGAGCUAUACCAAAGUCUCCAAGUCAACAAGGUCCCAAGCUCAGCUUGAAGCAGCUGCAAAAGAGGCGGCACUCAUUCCUGUCGUCGAGCAGAAAAAGACGGUCAAGAGCACACCGAAGCGGAAACGCGACAUUGAAGAUGGCGAGUCCGAGGCUGAGACCUCUUGCAUUGCUGCUGCCACAUCGAAGAAGGCGAGAUUGCAGCUGGCAACACCGCCCGACUCUGAACGCGAAGACUCGAUAGGUCUCGACCCCUGCAUUGACUUUCGCCAGCUAUCCCUCGGGACCAGGACUGCUUUUCAACAAGAACCAGUCGAUGAGCUUCCUGAUGUCCUCCAAGUUUUCGUCUCGCUGCACGACGCCUUUCUCAGAGCAUUUUCUCUCCACAUGGUUCACAAUGGCAGUACCUCCCCAGCAAAUCUCCACAACUUGAUGGCUUCAGUCACUAGAUUAUGGAAGAAACACACCGUCACAGCGGAGGACAUUCAACGGAUGCUGGCAAUUUACGAACUUGGUUCAUCGGAAGAUCAUAUGUCAAACCAGCUCUUGAAACAUAAGGAAGGUCCAUUCAAGUUGAACCUGACAGGAGGUGAUAGUUUUCAGCACAGCGUUGAGUACGUUGGUGGGGCCCGUGGAAACCAAGGAUAUGACGAGAAGAAGCUUCAAAAGUCCUACGAAAUUGAGGUGGAAGCCGCGUUCAUCUCUCAACGAAAGAACCCUGCCAGCUGGCUACAAAAGGAUGUGCGUUUCUUUCCUCGACUCGAAUUCUCGGUUGGGCUGCAAACACAGGCACGCAGGGGGAAGGCUUUCGCAGCACGAGCAGAGAUUCUCGGUCUAUCUUCCCAGGCCCAGAGUCGAGUUGGAUCGCAAUUCUCUGCUCAAGCAAGUACGUCCAGCGAGUCGAAUGAGGUCCAAACACCUCAAAUCGUCAAGGACCGAACCUUGUCGCUAUUGGAUCGUGUCAGGACCAAAGCACUUGCCAACUCCGCAGCCGCCCCUCAAAGUACGGAAACAAUUCUUCGUCGCCGAGCCAUGGGGCGGAUUGGGGAAGUUGUUGAUAUUCUGCGGCUGAAACAGCAACAGAAAUUGGGUUCCAACUUUGUUUCUUCGGUUCAUUCCAGUCCAGGCAGGGUCCGAGGCAAAGUAUCCUUCAGUCUCAAGCAACUCAUCAGUGAUAUAAAGGGAAGCUUGGCCGUACCAAUGGCCGAUGCCGAAGUCAGAAAAUGUUUUGAAAUACUCGCGAACGAUAUUCCGGGGAUGUGGUUGUCCAUUCAUACUGUUGGAAUACUUCAGAGUAUAGUUCUCAAUGGGCCCGGCCCGAGUGGAACGGAGGUCAGGAAGAUUCUCGAAGAAAAUGAGAAAACCAGACGGUGACCUUGAAAGGGCGCUCCAGACCUUUUCUUGUUCAGAACGUAUGGACGUAGUUGUCCUGUACAUACUGGCGAAGUUGUUUGGGAUUCAGGUUAUGCAAGAUAGACGUGUGCCUGACCUCGAGCACUGUGCUGGGCAUGUUCAGCGUUUCCUUCUUUUUUCGACUGGCCUGUCUGCCAGUCCUGCACGUAUCAUUCAUUUAGACAGCAUUCAAGCGCUCAAGGACUGUUGACCGUGCGGAAACCGAGGCGAGGAUCAGAAUGAAGAGAGAUUUCUGCUUGAAAAUGGGCACGUUGCUGUGAGAUAUUUGCAUCGUCCCUCAACUUGAUUUCCUUGGGUAUAUACUGCGGUCGUGGUUGCCAUUAUGAUCCAACAAAAUUGCGCCUUCCCUCUCCAGUG
This is a messenger RNA of Exophiala xenobiotica, 1973 nucleotides long. RefSeq lists its product as uncharacterized. The coding region runs from base 150 to 1577 and encodes 475 amino acids. NCBI's taxonomy places the organism in Eukaryota, Fungi, Ascomycota, Eurotiomycetes, Chaetothyriales, Herpotrichiellaceae. The record is from RefSeq and is a predicted model, not a curated record. The transcript has 2 exons.